AUGUCGAGCUCAGCGGCUAUCGGGCGCCAGGCCAGGUCUAAAGGAUUAGUCUCCCCUCUUCUCCCGGGGUCUCAAAAGCUACCCACACCUCCUAUCAACUCAGACUUCCGCGGCAUUGGCCAACCGCUAGUUAGGCCUCCAGAAUCUGGUUCAAUGACAUUCAAGCCCGCAGAACAGGCACCAUUUCGAUCAACCCAAUCUUCCAAUAUUCCAACGACCGUCCACAGCCCAGAAACAGCGGAGGCAAAUCGUCCUCAAGCGUACCCUCUGCAACGUCCGCCAGGAAAUCAUCAUAAAAUGGGAUCUCCUUAUAAUCACAACCCCGUGCAGAACACUGGAAGACAAGUGUCUGAGAAAUCCGUUACAACAUCUCCUCCUCAGCUGCACCCACCACAGCCACUGGCACCAGAGAGGAUUGCUGGUCAGGAAAUUCCAUCUCGCAAUAAUCCAAUUUUGGGGAGUAAAGCCCCCAGAACUUCAGUUCAGCAGGUUCCCAUGACUCAUAAACUUCCUCCUGGGGUUCCUAAUCAUGUCACCAAAAACUCUCAGCCAAAGGAAAAUAGUUUUCUGGUUACAAGCAAUCUGCCAGCUGGAUCCAAAUCAGAAGUGACCAACUUGAGCAAACUUCCAACAACCCAGCAAAUUGGAAUCCAGCAAGCCAAGCCUCCUCCACCUCUGUCUGUUAAAACUUCCUCCAGGGGCCCAGAAAACCCAAUAUCCCAGCCAAACAAGAAAGUUACACAUCAAUUACCAGUCCCUCCAUUUGAGCCCAUUAUGGCCGUUAGGAACCCCAGAGAACUCGCCUGGAUGAGCAGACCAGGCUCACAGCCUCUGCCAGCUCCACCAGCUGAUGGGCCCAUAUCUUAGAAAUUUGAGCGCUAAAUUAGGUUCACCAGGCACUAUUACCCAGCUGUGAAAUUGCUUGGACAACUUCAAACAAGGAUCAUACACAGACCACAUACAUAUUUUUCUGUAGGAGGGGCCUUGAAGACAUUCAUGGAGAUCCCUCUCAUGAACAUUUU
This is a messenger RNA of Puccinia graminis f. sp. tritici CRL 75-36-700-3, 1022 nucleotides long. RefSeq lists its product as uncharacterized. The coding region runs from base 1 to 867 and encodes 288 amino acids. The record is from RefSeq and is a predicted model, not a curated record. Lineage: Eukaryota; Fungi; Basidiomycota; Pucciniomycetes; Pucciniales; Pucciniaceae. The transcript is spliced from 3 exons.